UUCAAAAAGUAUACAUUCAUUUGGGAGGUUGGCCUAGGCCUAGGCUCCCCAAGUCAUUGUUUAGCAGGGUCAUUAGUCCCAUUUGAGCAAAAUAUGAUAACGAUGUUUUAUACAAGCAAUAUCAAUAUUUGCACGCUUUUGAAUUCCCUCCCCUUUCAAAUAGCAUCAUCCCAACCUGUCAAUGUUUGCUGCUUUCACUGGUGUUUAUACCACUGCUGUUAUUGAGUCUGAAAACAGACGCUACUGCCCCUCCUCUCCGCGCCUCAUCGACCACCUCCCAAACGGCGCGGGCAAGCGAGCGGGGUCGGGAUUCGAACCAGACCAGUGGUGCUGAUGAACAGCUCCUCGACAGAGAGGAGUCGACACUGGACAGUCGGUGACAGAAGAGGGAGUUUUAAAAACGGUUUGAAAGGAGAUGAUACCACCCCCAGAAUGACAGCGAUUCUCAGACAUUCUGGGAGUAACGUUAACGUUAAUCAUCACACCUCAUCACAUGAUUUCAGGCUACUGACCACUGAGCCGCCCCAACAGAGUGAGGAGCUGGGGGACCUGCAGUCUCUGUCCUGGCUAACCACCGUGGAUGUACCCAGGCUGCAGCAGAUGGCCACAGGCAGACUGGCCUUCAACAACGCAGGACCCCAGAGCAGCAUACUGGAACUACACACAGACCAGCAAAGCAACAUGAGUUCAGCACUAGGACAUAAUACCAUGGCCCCUCCACAUAGCAAUAUGCUAAACACUUAUAUUGGAAUGAACCACCUCAACAAUCAAAAUGGAAUUAUGGCAGGAUUGCCAGGAAUUGCUGUGCCUGCCUCAGAAUACCAGUCCUCCCCAGCCCACUACUUCCACUCCCCCCAGCAGGCCUACAGCCCAGCUCAGGCUGUGCAACAGCAUUCCCCCAGCAGCCUGUACAACAGCACCUCCUACCAUAACCCGAACCUGUAUGAUCAGCAAGCAGCAGUCACGAGCAUCACCAACCCCCACAGCAACCAGGAUCUGCUACAACAACCCAAGGCCUUCCCUAAACCUAUCUACUCCUACAGCUGCCUGAUUGCUAUGGCCUUGAAGAACAGCCGGACAGGCAGCCUUCCUGUCAGUGAGAUCUACGGCUUCAUGAAGGAGCACUUCCCUUACUUCAAGACGGCGCCUGAUGGCUGGAAGAACUCUGUGAGACACAACCUGUCUCUGAACAAGUGCUUUGAGAAGGAGGAGAACAAGCAGGGAGGCUCCUCCUCUACCUCUCGUAAGGGCUGUCUGUGGGCCCUCAACCCAGCCAAGAUCAACAAGAUGGAGGAGGAGAUGCAGAAGUGGAAACGCAAGGACCUGACUGCCAUCCGCCACAGCAUGGCCAACCCAGAUGAGCUGGAUUGGCUGAUCACAGACCGACCGGACGGCUGCCGGAGAAAGGCCUGUGAUCCCAGGAAGACAUGUGUCCUGUCCAUGCCCUGUGAUCCCCCGCUGUCUGGACAUCUGCAGUCCUCCCUCCCCUUCCACCUCCAGGCCCAGAAUCACACCCUCCUAGGAGAACCCAGCUCCCCUGUACACGCCCGGACCCCUCCCCUCCAUGCUGUCCCAGACUACUCCCACAGCCCCUUCCCCCAGCAGCAGCCCUACAGACACCCCUUUAGCCACAGCUUGUACAGCCUCCACCCAGACGUCACAGCCGAGGUGGACGCUCUGGACUCCAGUGUCAUGGAGUUUGCCGGGAGCCUAUGGGAGGAGAUGAGGGAGGAGGGCUUCAGCCUGGAGUCUCUGGGUACCUUUAACCACUCUGACUGUGAGCUGACUGGCCCCAGCACUGGACAGCCCCUGGUGGACCGACAGGUGUCCCCUCCCAGUACAUCACAACCACAGAGGCCAGGGGCCAGGCCAUCACCCAGCUCUGACUUUGACUGUGAAACACUGAUAUACAGUGUAUUAAACACUGAAAUACACCAGGACAGACUAUGGGAAGAUCAUUACUGUUGAAUCUGAAAGUCCUCGCACCAACUGUAUGAGAAUCCUGAACUUUUCUGCACCUGACAGGAUGUCUCGCCCCUUUUAUGUCUGUUUUUUUUGUGUGUUUUCUUUUCCUGAUUCCUGUUUAAACACCAAAGCGCGUAAGAAGCAGCCAAAAUCAACAAGCAUGGGCAUGUUUGAUUGCGUCUGUCAGCUUUUUGGAGUGAUGAGGAUGAAGCGUUUUUUGUGUGUGUGGAUCUUCGGCGGUAAAAUGCAAUGCCACUUUAUUUCUACAAGAGCCGGAGUCAAUGUUUGUUUCUGUGAAGAUAUGUAGACGUUGUCGGGGAAACUAAUCUGUCAUCUAGGCUAUUCCUUAUGGAGGAAAAGUCUUACUGAUUUACUAGCUUGUGCAAACAAUGCUUUUUAUUUUACCGGAUUUCACUGUGGUACUGUAGCUUGAUAGGUUAUGUUUGUAGUACUAUAGUACUACUAGGUAGGCAUUAUCUCUGCAUUUUCUGUGUAUUUAUUUUGGUUCAUUUGUAUUUAUUUACUAUGCUCUGAGUAAAUGCUCCAAAUGACUCUUGAUGUUAUGCAGGUGAAUGAGGACCCAAAAGCGACUUGGCGAAAACAGAGUCUUUAAUCCAGUAAAGUAAAAAUACAAUCAAAUAAAACAAUUUCCACUCGUAAUGACGAGAACCGA
Oncorhynchus gorbuscha (pink salmon) is the source of this 2638-nucleotide messenger RNA. RefSeq names its product forkhead box protein N4-like. Lineage: Eukaryota; Metazoa; Chordata; Actinopteri; Salmoniformes; Salmonidae. Gene Ontology annotation, biological process: regulation of transcription by RNA polymerase II. The record is from RefSeq and is a predicted model, not a curated record. The transcript has 10 exons. Gene Ontology annotation, molecular function: transcription cis-regulatory region binding; DNA-binding transcription factor activity, RNA polymerase II-specific. The coding region runs from base 334 to 1968 and encodes 544 amino acids.